AUGACUCUGCUCUUGUUUCACUUGGCUAUAGUAGCUCUCUUCAUGAGCGCACUAGCUACGGCCUUGGAUAACACACCCAUCUAUCUCUUCAACGAUACUCUGACUUUGUUGGCGAACUCGAGCGGCCCAGCUGUGAUUAUCCUCGAUUACGAGCAGAGUUUUGAAGGAAUUCCCGAGUUCGAGGUCCUUAGCACUAGAGGUGAUACGUCUGUUUUGGAGAUUACCUACGCUGAGUCAAAAGCCGCUCUGGGCAAUUACAUGAGCGAUGGCCCAGUCCAACACGCCGCUGCUAUGGACUCCUAUCGUGUUAACCGAUACAACAUCUCAGCACCAGGCCAGGUCACCAACCGCUUGAUCCAGGGAGCUUUCCGCUACUGCAAACUGAAUCUGUCCUCUCCAGGAGAAUUGAUCUUACAGAAUGUCGGCGUAACGCCCACCAUCCACACAACGCCGCUGACCGAACUCCCCGGCUCCUUUGAGAGCUCGGAUGAGACUCUCAACCGCAUCUGGCUAGCUGGCGCCAAGACUAUCCAGAUGACCGAGAUUCCCAAGAACUCGAUCCCUGACUUCUGGCAAGUCACUGAAGAGGGUGCGUUGGUCGACAGCUUGAUUCCCCAGGCUCUAGGAAGCGCAGAACUGGCGCAGGCAACCAAGUACAAUGUUUCCUUCCAAGUGAAAGCUGAACUUGGUGGAUUCGCAUUCUCGGUGAUGUCAGAUACACUCAACUCCGGAAUUGUCUUCUCCUGUGAUAUCGACAAUCAGAUCAUUACAGUGCACGAGGGGGCGUCUUCCGAAAACGAAAUGAUUGACCAUUUCACAAUUCCAAGCAACGUUACACUGGACCUCGGCGCUUGGAAUGAAGUGAGAGUUCAAGUUGCCAUCACAGACAUCGAUGUGUUCAUCAACGACUCUCAUGUCAUCCAAAUGACCCAAACCUCAAAAUCUUACGGGGCUUUCGGCCUCGGAGCCUCGUUCGGAUAUCGUGCUGUCUUCAAGGACUUGGAGGCAACGAGCCCAGAAGGCGAGAUGCUGUACUCUCAUCCAUUGACUGACGCCGGCUUCUUACCGGACUUUAUGAUGGGGUCAAAUCCGCUUGACGUGUCUAUCGAUGGUUCGCGGAGGGAUCGUAUCGCCUACUCUGGAGACUUGGAUAUCGCUGUCCGUGCCGCGUUGACGAGCACGUACGGACUGGAAUUUUUGCUUGGGGCUCUCAAAUUACUCGGGAGUUACCAAGCUGAGCCUGGAUUCUUUAUCCCCACCGCCAAGAUUCAACAGGAGCCUUUAACGUAUAUUCUGCCUGUGAACAUCACGGGGCUGAUUGGGUACUCGUUCAAUCUCCUCAACGCCGCUGCGCAAACACAUAUGCACACUGGUGACACAGAGUUUGCACAGGAGUGGGCUACCAAGGCCACCAUGAUGCUCGACUGGGCUCAUUCGCAGACUCUCCAAGAUGGGAUUUUCAACCUCAGCGACAGCAGUUUCGGGGGAGACUGGAACUAUUACGACCCUCCUCAAGUAGGCGUUGUCGCCAAGUUCAACAUGUUGUACGCAUACGCGCUCCAGGAAUGCCAGCCCCUCCUCACAGAUGCUGGCGUAAACGUCAAUGUCUACCAGGAGAGACUCGACAACUUGCGACAGGCUAUCAACCGACGGCUUUGGAACCAAGAUCUGAAUGCCUACCAGUUCUCAGAGGACAUUGGAUCUGGAUACGGACAAGAUUCGAACGCACUUGCAAUCUUGGCAGGAGUCAACACUGCCGCUAACCACUCCUCCGAAUUUAUUCUCUCAGCCAUGUCCAAUGAUCUCGCGGCCCCCGGAGGCUCAUUGGCCUUCUCUCCAGGCGUCAUAGAGGCAGGUUUCGCUCGUCUCAUUAGCCCGUACGCGUCAUCGUACCAUCUCCGUGCCGCAUUCGCUUCCAAUAAUGACGCGUUCGCUUCGGAGCUCCUGAACUCGCUCUGGGCGAGCAUGGCGGACCCGAAGAAUGAGAAUUAUACGGGCACAUUCUGGGAGACGCUUGAUGCGGACGGCAGACCAGGACUGGGCCUGGGUACGAGUCUCUGCCAUGGCUGGAGCGCUGGACCGACUGCUGAGUUGAGUAGGUACGUUCUGGGAGCGAGACCCGAGCAGCCGGGGUGGGUUAGCUGGGUUGUCGAGCCGCGGAUUAUGGAUCUUACCUUUGCAAGAGGGCGACUGCCCACGCCCUUGGGAGACAUGGAAGUUGAGUGGGAGAUCGUCGACGGCUUGUUUUCUUUAAAUAUCACAGCCCCAGGAGGAACUGAUGGGACUGUCAUCGCACCCAAGAGUAACAACAGAGCAAAGAGCAGGUUUAGCGUGGAUGGGAAGGUUGCAGAUGGUCAUGUUUUCAAGGUUUCGGGUGGCUCGACUACGAGGAUACUCCAACUCGACUGA
Molecule: messenger RNA, 2409 nt
Organism: Clonostachys solani
Lineage: Eukaryota; Fungi; Ascomycota; Sordariomycetes; Hypocreales; Bionectriaceae
Source: the annotation of a GenBank genome assembly